AUGAAGCAUCUGAAACAAGACAUUGAAGAAUUAGUUAACCAGUUAGAACAAUCAACUAAACUAAAGAAGAAUGGGAAGUGUAUUAAGUUCAGUAAUACCGUGAAUGGUACUAAUAUUCAAUUGGACAGUUGGAAAUUUUUAGAUUGGGAUUAUGGUAAAGAUAAAAUCAAAUUACCGAUUCAAGCAAGAGGAUUAUUCACAUUUAAUGAUGAAGAGAUAUUAGUUAGAGGAUAUGAUAAAUUCUUCAAUGUGAAUGAAAAACAAUUCACUCAAGAAGAUUCACUCAAAAAGAAUACAAUUGGUCCUUAUGAUGUUACAUUGAAAGAAAAUGGUUGUAUUAUAUUUAUAUCAGGAUAUCAUGAUCAAAUUAUAGUUUGCUCUAAACAUUCAACUGGUCAAAGGGAUGAAACUGUUAGAAACCAUGCAUUGGAAGGUGAACACCAUUUAAAAAGACAAUUGGGAGAUAAACUAUUUGAAUUGGCUCAAUAUCUUUAUCUGAAUAAUUUAACAGCUAUUGCUGAGUUAUGUGAUGAUGAGUUUGAAGAACAUGUAUUAAGUUAUCCUAAAGAUAAAUCAGGUUUAUAUUUACAUGGAUUGAAUUAUAAUACAAUUGAAUUUAAUACUGUUCCAAUUAAAGACGUUAAUGAAUUUGCAAAAACUUGGGGAUUUAAAUUAAUUGAAUAUUUAACUUAUGAUAAUGUGGAUCAAUUGUUUGAAUUUCUACAUGAUUGUAGUAAGACGGGAACUUAUGAUCAACGAGAAGUUGAAGGUUUUGUAAUUAGGUGUAAGAAAUUAGAUAAUUCUGAUUUCUUUUUCAAGUAUAAAUUUGAAGAACCUUAUCUAUUAUAUAGACAAUUUAGAGAAGUUACUCGACAGUUGAUAGAUGGAGUUCCUAUUCAUUCAAUAAGAAUGAAGAAGAAUAAAUAUAUCACGAGGAAAUAUUUAGAAUUUGCAAACAAUCUAUUUCAACAACAACCUAAUUUGAAAUCACAAUUUUUAGAAGGACAUGGAAUAAUCAAAGUUCGUCAAUUAUUUCUCGAACAUUUACAUGAAUCAACUGGAAUGAAUUUAUUAAACCUUGAUGAAAAAUUCAAAGAACCAGAAAAAUUAGAUACUGUCAAAUAUGUAAUCAUACCUAUAGCUACAAUUGGCUGUGGUAAAACUACAUUAUUCAUGACACUAAAUAAUUUAUUUCCCGAUUGGAUACAUAUCCAGAAUGACAACGUUGCAAAGAAAGCAAAAUUAAAAGUUACAGAGUUAUGUUUAAAAGCAUUAGAUAACAAUCGAGUUGUAUUAUUCGAUAGGAAUAAUUCAGAACGAAGGGAAAGGAAACAAAUAUUUGAUACAAUAAAUCAAAAACGAGGAGAUUAUAUUGAUGAUAUAAUUAAUUUAAAAUAUAUCGGAUUGAAUUUUAUAAAUGAUGUUUCAGAUGAUGAAUUAUGGGAUAUAACAUUUAAUAGAAUAAAAAAUAGAGGUAAUAAUCAUCAAUCAAUUCAAUUUGAAAACGAUCCAAAUUUGGUAAUUAAUGUAAUGAAAGGAUUUAUAAAAAGGUUUCAGAAUGUAGAUACUAAUAUCCCACCAGAUUCAAAUUUCGACUUAAUGAUAAAAUUAAACAUCAAUUCAUCAUUAGAAAAUGUCAAAACUGUGAUUAAUAAAAUACAUAACCAAUAUCCAGACUUAAUUAAAUCAGUACCUAGUGACUCAGAAAUUAAUUCUGCAUUUGAAUCAGCAUUGAAUUAUAAACCUACAUUCAUAAAAGAUAUGACAACUACCAAAUUGGAUCCUCAAUAUUAUGGAAUAUCAAUAAAUUCAACCCAUGUAUAUAAAUUAUUAGAAUCAAUUUCAGACAAUGAAAAUUAUAAAUCAAUGAAAGAACAGAAAUUUAUUCAAGAGGAGUUUCAUGUUACAUUGGCGCAUAUAUCUAGUUCAAAAGGAAACAAACAAAAAUGGAAAAAUAUAAUUAAAAAAUUAGGAUUAGGUGAUUCUAAUCAAGGUAAGAAUGAAUUGGAUUUCAAAGCUGAUAUUAAACCAUUACAAUUUGUAGUUAAUGAAGGUAAGUUGAUAUGUAUAAAAGUUGAAUUGUUGAGAAUUAAACAAGGUGAGUUGGAGAUUGAGAUCGACAUUGAACCACUUAAUUUACAUUUACAUAUCACUGUUGGUUGUUUUCCUCCUACUUUGGCUUAUCAAUCUAAUACAACAUUGACUGAAUUAUAUAAAGAUUCAAUGGAUUUGAAAAAGGAUGGGAUUUACGAAAUUGGUGAUGAUAGAUUAAAAGUUGUUAAUUUGAAGCAUGAUAUAAUUGAAGAUCAGCCAUUGUUUGUAUAUUUUUAG
Messenger RNA from Insectozyma verbasci, 2331 nucleotides. NCBI's taxonomy places the organism in Eukaryota, Fungi, Ascomycota, Pichiomycetes, Serinales, Debaryomycetaceae. The record is from the annotation of a GenBank genome assembly.